GCAACACAACCCCCCCCCCUCCCCUCUCUCUCUAUAAACACCCUCACUCACUUCCUCUCUCUCUCUCUAGAAAUUCCCAUUUAUUUAUUUAAAGCUUAAACACUCACCCUCCACAACACCAGCGUUGCUUCUUUCUCCCUUCAAAUAAUCAAAAACUCUCUUUAUACUCUGAAACCAAACACGCCACAACACAACUCAUAACAGAAAACCGAGCACUCCAUCGUUUGACCCUCUGUCUCUCUAUAAACUGACCUUAAAUUAAAUUAAGGAAAUGGAUCUUACAACCGCAUCCGGAGCUAGAUCCGGACCCGAGCUUGACGAAACCGGACUGGAUUCCUUCCAACUCGGUGAAGAUAUCCGUCACUUAAUCGCUGCGCCAUCAGAAAACGCGAGUUCUUUCACUGCUUUACUAGAAUUACCAGCUAACCAAGCCGUGGAGUUGCUUCAUUCGGACUCGGGUCAAAAACAGUACCCGAACUUGACUUUUCCCUCAAACACUUCCGCCAUAUUCUCCGUUUUUAAUGGCGGUAGUAAUUCAACGGAUUCCAGCCCCGUUCCGUCAAACACGAGCUCGAAGGAUCUCGAGAAAGCAUCAGCCGUUAAGUGUGAGCCAUUAGACACGGGGUCUUACCUUGAUUCAUCUCAUCCGUUGGUCUCUGAUCCAACCGUGGAUAAUUCGGCGCCAAAUGCAAGGCCGUCCUCGAAGAGAAAGGAACGAGAGAAGAAGGUUAAAGCAGCAUCAAAGAAGAGCAAAACUGAGAGUUCUCAACAAGAAGAAGACAUGCUGCCUUACGUUCAUGUUCGAGCUCGGCGGGGACAAGCAACGGAUAGCCAUAGCUUAGCAGAAAGAGCGAGGAGAGAGAAGAUUAAUCAAAGAAUGAAGUUAUUACAAGAACUGGUCCCAGGCUGCAAUAAGAUUUCUGGUACAGCAUUGGUUUUGGAUGAAAUUAUCAACCAUGUGCAGUCCCUGCAAUGUCAAGUGGAGUUCUUAUCAAUGAGACUUGCAGCAGUUAAACCAAGAAUUGAUUUCAAUCUCGACAGCAUGUUGGCUGCAGAAAGUGGAUCUCUAAUUGACAGUAACUUCUCCGGCAUGUUGCCUCUGAUGUGGCCAGAAGCCCAAGUCAAUGGAAACGGACACCAGUUCCAACAGCACUGGCAGUUUGAUGCGCUUCACCAGCCAAUUUGGGAAAGAGAAGAAGGCAGCCAUAACUUCAUUACUCCCGAGAACUCUCUUUUAAGUUACGACUCUUCAGCAAAUUCAGCAUCUCUGCACUCCAAUCAAUUGAAAAUGGAAGGCAGAAUGAAGCUCCACCAGUAGCUAGUACUGUAUAUAUCAAUAUUAGCAGUUAGCAGGAAAUGGAAAGGAGGCCUCAGACAUUUAAUCUGGUUUUCCAUGUCUUCAGUUUACCAGUCAGUUGGAAAUCCAGAAUUCUCUAGCUGGGGAUGAGAAAUUUCAGCUCGUAUCUCUUGUAUAGUUAUAAAUCUAUAUACGAUUUACUACAUACAUAUAUUUUAUACUAACUCAUUUGAGAGUCAUUCAAUCCAAUGCUUCAUAUACGAGAUGAUUGGUGACUCAUAUUGUAGAAACGAACAAUUAUCGGUUAACAAGCCGCCAUCUUUUACCGCA
Molecule: messenger RNA, 1627 nt
Organism: Populus nigra (black poplar)
Lineage: Eukaryota; Viridiplantae; Streptophyta; Magnoliopsida; Malpighiales; Salicaceae
Product: transcription factor bHLH48-like
Exons: 7
Coding region: 272-1318 (348 amino acids)
Biological process (GO): regulation of DNA-templated transcription
Cellular component (GO): nucleus
Molecular function (GO): DNA-binding transcription factor activity; protein dimerization activity
Source: RefSeq, a predicted model, not a curated record